AUGCACAGCUUUGGCUCAUCCACCCUGUCGCUGCCGUCCGCCGCCGCUUCGGCGCGGGCCGAAAAGAAGUCGAAGCGCAACGUGCUACGUCGUCUCUCGCUCGGCAAGGCCCGUUUUUCGAGCGACUUGCCGAGCAGCUCCACAGCCAGUCUUGCCUCUCGAUCCACCGUUACGCUCGCGGUCGACCCCGACGAGGAAGGUCCGAGCCGCCGCGCUUUUGACCUCUUCUCGACGCCGCUGCCACGUGAAGCAAGGGACACACGCUCAGCGCCCUCAACCCCGCGCGCGUCCAAAGCUCCCGCCUUUGGAUCGCCCGGCCCUAGCUCCAAGGUCUCCUUCGACGAGAGGUCGAUUCGUAGCGCUCCGCGUCCACGACAGUCGCUUGGAAGAAACUCAACCAAUUCGCGCUUCGGCGGAAGUUCCGCCCCGCCAGUGCCUGAACUGCCCAAGCUCGUCGUGGUUUCGGACGAGGUGUUCGUCAUCGCCGCACUACCCCGGACUAAGAAUCUCCCCGAGUUGCCCGCUUCCCCACCGUUGCUCAGCUCCUCUUCUGGAUCAUGCCGCUCCACGGCAAGCUGGUUGAACAACCUACCGACUCCCUCCAUCUCCGAGGAGGCGCCAGCGCUGCCGGAGCGAUUGGAAUCACCUCCCGCUCCAGACACCCUGGCCGCUACUAAGCGCUCGAGUCUCGACGAGAUCGAUGCACAGAUGAUCACCAACCUGUGCGAGAUGUCCGUGCCUCCGCUCGAGGCUGUCAGCAUGGCAAGGUGCAAGAGCUCCCAGGGUAGCUACCGUGCGCCGAGGAUGCACGCGAGGAGCGCGAGUCAGCGUACAGCCCCGCAGGCGUCCGCCGAGACGCAGCAACGCGUCCGCUCGCAUUCUCGCACUGGCUCCGUGCCUCGGUCACUCGGACCCCUCCCACCUCAACCUGCUCAACCGCCCACCGAAGAAGUUCUCCGCAAGACUGACCAGAUCAAGAAGCGCUACAGCCGCCAGAGCACGCUCUCGCCUACGCCAUCGCCCGUCCUGAGCGACUCGGCAUUCUCCUCUCCGCGUUCCGCGCCUGCCACGCCCAAGCUUGAUACCGUCGCUGCCUUGAAGAGCCUCGAAGCAGGACUGUCGCUCGACUCGAAGCUGGCACGUCGCAAUCACAAGCGCUCCUCGUCUCGCACGGGAGGCGCCACCUGGGAUGCCGCUUUCAAGAGCUCCACCGCCGUCAAGCUCACAGCCGGCCACUCUGCGGCUCGUGACGAGGCGACGACGGAGCUGGUCUCUCGCUUCUCAGAGGACUCGGACUCGGGCGAUUCCAGCCGGUUGCGCGCUCUCUUGUCGCCCGUGCUCGACAGCGUAGCCAAGAUGCCGCCGUUGUUCGGAAUCUCGACCCCCUCGAUGGAUACGCACAGCUCGUUUGGAACGAGGUCGAACGUGGUGCUGGGCAACAAGUCGCCGGAGCUGCCCUCUCUGUGCAUUUCCAGCUCCAGCUCCAGCUCCGGCUCGGAUCACGACCACGCCGAUCUUACGCCUGUCGUCAGCAUUGAAGAGGACGACACCAUCUUUGAUUUGUCGCGCCCGAGCAUGGACUACAACGCCGUCUACGCCCUUGCUCAGCAGUACGCCAAGACCUCCGCUCCCCAGCCGGUUCAGUUGCACGACAUGGCUCGAUCCAACAGCGGCAGAGUGCAGGCGCAGACCAAGCAAGCACGUCCCAUCUACCUCAACACGCUCUGGUCCAAGGCCAGCAGAAACCUGCAAGACCCAGUCGACAGGUCAUACCGCCUCCGAAAGUAA
This is a messenger RNA of Moesziomyces antarcticus, 1788 nucleotides long. RefSeq lists its product as uncharacterized. The transcript has a single exon. NCBI's taxonomy places the organism in Eukaryota, Fungi, Basidiomycota, Ustilaginomycetes, Ustilaginales, Ustilaginaceae. The record is from RefSeq and is a predicted model, not a curated record. Bases 1 to 1788 code for a protein of 595 amino acids.